AUGGUUCAAGCUUCCGAGGUUCUCAAGGGAAAGACUGGUGUCAUCUACGGUGACGAUGUCUACAACCUCUUCAAGCACGCACAAUCCGAGGGAUACGCCAUCCCCGCGAUCAACGUGACUUCCUCCUCCACCGUCGUCGCAUCCCUCGAGGCUGCCCGCGAUGCCAAGUCCCCCAUCAUCCUCCAAAUGAGCCAGGGUGGUGCCGCAUACUUCGCCGGAAAGGGCGUCGACAACAAGGACCAGAGCGCUUCCAUCCAGGGAGCCAUCGCCGGUGCUCACUACAUCCGCGCAAUUGCGCCCGCAUACGGUAUCCCCGUUGUUCUCCACACCGACCACUGCGCCAAGAAGCUUCUGCCCUGGUUGGACGGCAUGCUCGACGAGGACGAGAAGUUCUUCAAAGCAAAUGGCGUACCGCUGUUCAGCUCCCACAUGAUUGAUCUCUCAGAGGAGAGCAAGGAGGAGAACAUUGAGACCACCAAGAAGUACCUCCAGCGCGCUGCUCCUAUGAAGCAAUUCUUGGAGAUGGAGAUCGGAAUCACCGGUGGUGAAGAGGAUGGUGUCAACAACGAGGAUGUUGACAACAACUCGCUCUACACCCAGCCUGAAGACAUCUUUGACAUCUACAAGACCUUGAGCGAGGUCUCCCAGUACUUCUCGAUCGCCGCUGGCUUCGGUAACGUCCACGGUGUUUACAAGCCUGGUAACGUCAAGCUCCGCCCUGAAUUGCUCCAGAAGCACCAGCAGUUCGUCAAGGAGCAAGUCAAGAGCAAGGAUGACAAGCCCGUCUUCCUCGUAUUCCACGGUGGCAGCGGCAGCUCUGUCGACGAUUUCCGCCAGGCGAUCUCAUACGGUGUUGUCAAGGUCAACCUCGACACCGAUAUGCAAUGGGCCUACUUGUCGGGUGUUCGCGACUACGUCCUCAACAAGAAGGACUACCUCCUCACUCAAGUUGGUAACCCAGACGGCGAGGACAAGCCCAACAAGAAGUUUUACGACCCACGCGUGUGGGUACGCGAGGGUGAGAUCACCAUGAGCCAGAGGCUCAAGGUCGCUCUCGAUGACUUCUACACUGCUGGCAAGGCCUAA
This is a messenger RNA of Alternaria postmessia, 1086 nucleotides long. RefSeq lists its product as uncharacterized. NCBI's taxonomy places the organism in Eukaryota, Fungi, Ascomycota, Dothideomycetes, Pleosporales, Pleosporaceae. Bases 1 to 1086 code for a protein of 361 amino acids. The record is from RefSeq and is a predicted model, not a curated record. Gene Ontology annotation, cellular component: cytosol. Gene Ontology annotation, molecular function: zinc ion binding; fructose-bisphosphate aldolase activity. The transcript has 8 exons. Gene Ontology annotation, biological process: gluconeogenesis; glycolytic process.